This is a messenger RNA of Drosophila rhopaloa, 2207 nucleotides long. Its product is annotated as lipase 3. The coding region runs from base 400 to 1989 and encodes 529 amino acids. Gene Ontology annotation, biological process: lipid metabolic process. The record is from RefSeq and is a predicted model, not a curated record. Lineage: Eukaryota; Metazoa; Arthropoda; Insecta; Diptera; Drosophilidae. The transcript has 5 exons.
UCUCAAGCCAGACGGUUGACUACUGGCCGCGUGCUGAACCAGACCAUCGAGUGAUCCGGAAAACCCGUGCCUGCACCGUGCUCUCCGGGGGAAAAGCAAUAGUUGCCACUGCCAAGUCCGUCCGAAGGAUUAGGAUUCCAGUCCGUUGAGACCAUCGGAGUGCCGAAUCGCCACACGUAACUGCCAAGAGUGACGAAAGCGGGAGAAAAAAGAUAGUGGCGACGUAACCGUUACGCUUAAGUGCAAGCAACUGUUGCAUUUGCCAAUUUGCCCCAUUUUGUGUGUCCGACUGAGCGUGCUUCGGUUGGCGAGUGAGUGUUUGAGUGUCGGAGUGAGUGUCGCCGCGAGUGUCUGACUGUUUGGGCCCGAUUUGUGAGUGCCUGCGCCCUCGGCCUUCCGAUGCGGCCCACCGUCGAGGUCAAGGGUCGUCUGCUGACGACCCUCCUGCUGCACUGCCUCGUGGCCAUGCAGGUGUGCGGCCGGGCCGGCGCCUUCACCCUCCUCUCGCCCUUCAGCUACAGCUCGCUGAGCUUCAAGAACCUGCUCAACUCCGUGCUGCUGUCGAGCAAUGCCAACCUGGCCGGCGGCGGGCGGAACCUCAAGUCCGACGUCCUCGAGGACGCCUCCCUCAUCACGCCCAAAUUAAUACGCAAAUAUGGAUAUCCAUCGGAGACCCACACGGUGGUGACGAAGGAUGGCUAUAUCCUGGAAAUGCACCGCAUUCCCAAGAAGGGAGCCCAGCCGGUUCUGCUGAUGCACGGCAUCCUGGAUACCUCGGCUACGUGGGUGCUCAUGGGCCCCAAGUCCGGAUUGGGCUACAUGCUAUCCGAUCUGGGGUACGACGUGUGGAUGGGCAACUCGCGGGGCAACCGGUACUCGAAGAACCACACCAGCCUGAACAGCGAUUACCAGGAGUUCUGGGACUUCACCUUCCACGAGAUGGGCAAGUACGACCUGCCGGCCAACAUCGACUACAUCCUGAGCAAGACAGGAUUCGAGCAGGUGCACUACAUCGGUCACUCGCAGGGAACGGCCAUCUUCUGGGUGCUGUGCUCCGAGCAGCCCUCCUACACCCAGAAAAUAACCUCGAUGCACGCCCUGGCCCCCAUCGCCUACAUCCACGACAUGAAGAGCCCCCUCUUCCGCACCCUGGUCCUCUUCCUCGACUUUCUCACGGCCGCCACACGAAUGCUGCGCAUCACGGAAUUCAUGCCCAACACCAAAUUCCUAGUGGACCACAGCCAGGUUGUGUGCCACGACAACGCCAUGACGCAGGACGUCUGCUCGAAUAUCCUGUUUUUGGUCGCCGGCUACAACUCCGAACAGCUGAACAAAACAAUGCUGCCCGUGAUGCUGAGCCACACACCCUCGGGAGCGUCCAUCAAGCAGCUGGAGCACUUUGGCCAGCUGAUGAAGUCGGGCCACUUCCGGAAGUUCGACCGGGGCUACCUGCGCAACCAGCUGGAGUACAACCGGAUGACGCCGCCGGACUACGACUUGUCCCGGGUGAAGGUGCCGGUGGCCCUGUACUACUCGGUGAACGAUUUGCUGGUCUCCACCACCGGCGUGGACCGCUUGGCCCGGGAGCUGCCCAAUGUGGUCGACAAGUAUUUGGUGCCCAUGGAGCGGUUCAACCACCUCGACUUUUUGUGGGCCAUCGACGUGAAGCCACUGGUGUAUAACCGCCUGGUCAGGAAUGUGCGGCGGGUGGAGAACCACAGGGCCAAAUUGACGGCCAACUUGGCCAAUUACUUGGCCAUGCAACUGCAGCGCCAGCAGCUCCGCCAGCAGAUGCAGCAGCAGAUGAUGGAGGGACUGGCGCCCAAUGUGCACCUGCCCCACGGAUUGGGCCUGGAGAUGCUGGCCAGAGCCACCACCAUGGCUCCUCCUGCUGCUCCAACCACGGCCACGCCCCCGACGACGACGACGACGGAGGAGGAGGAGGAUGAGGUCCUGACCACCGCAACCGCAACGGAGGUUCCGGCGUGACUUUGAUGCCACCCGGCCCUGCUCUUUUCGUUCCAAUUUCAUAUGACUGUGAUGACAUUUUUAACAAUCUACCGAUCGCAGCAUCGCCAGGACCUCCAGCUGGAGGACCUCAGGUGCAAUCACUCAGGCGCAAUCCAUUCCCAUGCAUCCAACAACCAUCCCACAGAGAGCCCCAAUUUUGACACGGCCACUUUUUUCACCAGAAUUGUUCGAUCCGU